Molecule: messenger RNA, 1674 nt
Organism: Symsagittifera roscoffensis
Lineage: Eukaryota; Metazoa; Xenacoelomorpha; Acoela; Convolutidae
Product: glycerol-3-phosphate phosphatase-like
Exons: 1
Coding region: 361-1320 (319 amino acids)
Molecular function (GO): phosphatase activity
Source: RefSeq, a predicted model, not a curated record
GCAAUUUGAAUGAUGCUCAUGUGUAAAGCAACAAUUUUUCGAUGGUAUGUAGUCUAUUUUACUUGAAUGUCCGUACCAGUUGUUAUUUUUCAAAAUAGUUUUAAAUUGCUUAUUGAUUCGAGCUGAACAAAUUUUUAAAUAUUCGUUGCGUCAACAAUAUCGGCUUUUGAACCUUUCUGAUUCAUUGCGAAUUGAGUACGUCAUUGUACAUAAUCUGUUAAGAUAAGCUGUUUCGUGUUUGUGGUUCAUAACUUUUUGCUUUCAAUGCUCAAACUUAACAUAUAAUUUAGGCGUUUUGUAUAUUUAAUUGCACAUUGUGAGUUCAAUUUACAGGAUUACAGAAGUCAAUAUUGUUUAAGAAUGGUAGUUGGCAGAAUGUCCUACAAGGUUAUAUCUUCAGCCGAGGACAGCAAAGAACUUUUGGACUCAUUUGACACCUUUCUGUUUGACUGCGACGGAGUUCUCUGGGAGGGCGAUGAUCCGAUUCCAGGAUCAAUCGAAGCUGUCAAUUUCCUCUUGGCCAAUCAGAAGCAGGUACUCUAUGUUACGAACAAUUCCUCGAAGUCCAGAAGGCAAUAUUCGGAGAAAUUCAAGAAGCUCGGAUUUACUCCAGUGGAUCCGAAGAACAUUGUCAGUUCCGGAUCCUCUGCCGCGUUUUAUGCGUACAAGGUGAUGCAACAAAGAGCAGAUCCCAACAAGGAUACUAUAUUCUAUAUCGGGCUACCAGCCUUAGGCGAAGAACUGGCCAAAAUGGGGCUGAAGUCAAUAGCUGCAGCUGAGUUAGACUUGCCCAAAACUAUUCCAGAAUGGCAGUACUUCAAGAAAGAACCUAGAGUUGGUUGUGUCAUAGUCGGAGCUGACUGGGAAUUUAACUAUGGUAAGGCGACUGCGGCAGCAUCGUAUUUGGUGCACGAUGACGUCACGUUUAUUGGGACGAACAGCGACAGCCGACUACCGACGCCGAAUCCCGAGAUAAUCAACUGUGGCACAGGCUCGAUUAUCAAAAUGAUUGCAGUUGGCUCAGGCAGAGAACCGAUCUAUGCUGGAAAACCCGAACCUUAUAUGUGGGAGCACGUGCAAUACGAGUUUAAAGAUACAAAUAUAGACCUGAGCCGAACGUUGAUGGUGGGCGAUUCCCUCAAUACAGACAUUAUAUUCGCAAAUUCGGCUGAACCAAACCCGAUAUCUAGUCUGUUAGUGCAAACUGGGAACCAUAAACUGCACCACGUAGAAGCAAUGGUUGAUAAAAAAGAGACUCAGUCCAUUCCAACGUAUGUUUCCAAAUCUCUAAAGGAUGCUAUUUUGGGUGGUUGCAAUUAAUGCAAUCGUGACUGUAAUUUUUAACAUUGCAUGAUUAGCUUUGAGAUCCGAAAUCUCCUGGAGUAAAAAAAAUCUGCACUCACCUUGACGUAAAGUUUUUGUAACGUGAUAUGAUCCCUGCAUCUUAUGGAGCGAGACUUAAGCAAAUGAUAAUAACAACCAAUAUCCAAUUUGAAGUCGACUGAUGCCAUAAUUGGUUAUUUGUCAAAGAAGCGGAGGUCUUGCAUCUUAACUGAAAACUUAGUAUUUGACAUAUUGUUUUUAGUUCAAACUAUAAUCAAGUGUCGAUGUGUAUUGUAUCAAAGCACUUUUAUUGUCUAUAAAAUCAAUCAUAAAUUUACUUGUAGAACAUUU